Messenger RNA from Papaver somniferum (opium poppy), 1774 nucleotides. Its product is annotated as diaminopimelate decarboxylase 2, chloroplastic-like. Bases 50 to 1489 code for a protein of 479 amino acids. Gene Ontology annotation, cellular component: chloroplast. The transcript is spliced from 8 exons. Gene Ontology annotation, molecular function: diaminopimelate decarboxylase activity. The record is from RefSeq and is a predicted model, not a curated record. Lineage: Eukaryota; Viridiplantae; Streptophyta; Magnoliopsida; Ranunculales; Papaveraceae.
CCUCGCAGGAAAAUAGUCGACUUCAUUCAGGGAGAGACCUCAAAGAGCAAUGGCGGCUGCCGCGAAUUCACUCUCCUACACUCCAUCACCAUUCACUAAAUCUCUGAAAUACCCAUCAAAACCAUUCUUAUCUAAACCCUGUGUGAACCUAAAACCCUCAUUCAAAAACCUCAGACUAACAGCAGUCGUAUCUGAAAAGACCACAACUCUGACUCCACCCAAGGCCUUCGAUCAUUGUUUCAGCAAAUCUGAUGAUGGGUUUUUGUAUUGUGAAGGUUUGAAAGUUCAGGAUGCUAUAGAUUCGGUGGAAAAGAGACCUUUUUAUCUAUACAGUAAGCCUCAGAUUACCAGAAAUGUUGAAGCAUAUAAACAAGCUUUGGAAGGUUUAGAUUCGAUUAUUGGGUAUGCAAUUAAAGCUAACAAUAACUUGAAGAUUAUUGAGCAUUUGAGGAAAUUGGGGUGCGGAGCUGUUCUGGUCAGUGGGAAUGAAUUGAGAUUGGCGCUCAAAGCUGGAUAUGAUCCCACCAAGUGCAUAUUUAAUGGGAAUGGGAAAUUGUUGGAAGAUUUGGUUCUUGCUGUCCAAGAGGGUGUAUUUGUGAAUGUGGAUAGUGAAUUUGAUUUGGAAAAUAUUGUGGCAGCUUCCAGGAUUGCGGGAAAGAAAGUUAAUGUAUUGCUUAGGAUCAAUCCUGAUGUUGAUCCUCAGGUUCAUGCUUAUGUUGCUACCGGAAACAAGAAUUCCAAAUUCGGUAUUAGAAAUGAAAAGCUUCAAUGGUUUCUAGAUGAAGUUAAAGCUCAUCCUGAUGAAUUAAACCUCGUGGGAGCUCAUUGCCAUCUUGGGUCUACCAUAACCAAGGUGGACAUAUUCAGAGAUGCCGCUCUCCUAAUGGUGAACUAUAUCGACCAGAUAAGAGCCGAAGGGUUUGAACUCAGCUACUUGAACAUUGGAGGUGGUCUGGGGAUAGAUUACUAUCAUGCUGGUGCUAUCCUUCCCACACCCAUGGAUCUCAUUAACACCGUUCGAGAGAUAGUUGUUUCCAGAGGUCUUAAGCUCAUUAUUGAACCUGGGAGAUCACUCAUUGCCAACACUUGUUGCCUUGUUAAUCGGGUCACUGGUGUUAAAACAAAUGGAACAAAAAACUUUAUUGUGAUCGAUGGCAGCAUGUCUGAACUUAUCAGGCCUAGCCUUUACGACGCUUAUCAACACAUUGAAUUGGUUUCCCCAUCUGAUGCUGAAAUUUCAACCUUUGAUGUGGUUGGCCCUGUUUGUGAGUCGGCAGAUUUCUUGGGGAAGAAUAGGGAACUUCCUACUCCAGCUAAGGGAACCGGAUUGGUUGUUCAUGAUGCUGGUGCAUACUGCAUGAGCAUGUCAUCUACUUACAACCUGAAAAUGAGACCACCUGAAUACUGGGUGGAAGAAGAUGGAUCUCUGGUGAAAAUCCGCCAUGGAGAGACUUUUGAUGAUCACUUAAGGUUCUUUGAAGGUUUGUGAUUGCAGUGUUUUGUGUAACUAGCAUUAGAACUUGUACUUUGUGCAAGGAGCGAUACUUUCUGCAAUGUGCCAAACGAAUCAGAAUGUUUCAUUUCUUCAGUGAGGAAUUUUAGGAAUUUUAAUAAGAGUUGUCAAGAGAUCUAAUAUUUUUAUAUGUUUUAUUUUAUUUACCCUGUUGAGUUCUCGCUUGAUGUAAAUGACAAAAAGCUAUCCAUCUGUUCUCUCAAACUUUUUGGUUGUUGGAUUAGCAAAAGUUGCUAGGGAAAGACAAUUUAUUGGCCGUCA